CUGCCUCCUGCCCAUUGAUAGCUGGGAUAGGCUACAGAACUCCUACGACCCUUAUGAGGAUAUGCGGCUCAAAAAAUGGAUGGAUGGAUACAUAACUAUGCUAUUCUUCCAUAUCAUUGCAUAAGUCCAACCGUUAACUAAGGCAAAUAUACUUAUUAUUCUCUCCAAAAGUAAGCCAAUUUUUCAUUGCAACAUUCUCCCAAUCAGGGCACCCCAUCCUGUCUGGUGCCUCUGGUCUCAUAAGAGUGGUCUGUAUCGGAGGUCACUCCACUGAGUGGCCAGUGGACUAUCAUUCUGUGGCGUGAGCUUGUGGCAGUUGUUUUGGGAUUUGUGUGUUUUUUAGUGUUUGUGGCAUUUUUUGGGACAGAUCAGGAAGACGACCCGGACGCCAAGCACCAAGAUCCCCUCUGGGUGAUUUGGGUGGACGUCCUCGGGGAGGAACCCAACGGCGAAGCAGAAACCAGACAAAGGCAUGCAACUGCUGCGGACGAACCCCUCCCAAGACGCGGUUGCGAGACGACGCCGCUGAGACAGGGGCAAGGGAUGGCUGCGGACCGGUCGUCGCCGAUACUGGAAAGAAGGGGACUGUGACGCUGCCGCCGUCUGCUGGACAGGAAUGUGAAGCGGCUGCGGACAAGCUGUCGCCACCUUCUGAACAGGAACAUGAGGCGGCUGCGGAACGAUCACCACCUCCUGCAAAGGAACGUGAGGCGGCUGCGGCGCCAUCGCCACCUCCUGAACAGGAACGUGGGAUUUGGAGAUUGGCUCCUAAAACCCCACAGACGGCAGAACGCUGCGUUGUUGCUCUUUCGGUGUUUGCCUUGGCACUCCUGAACUGGGUGCUUGUUCAUGAAUGAGAGUCGGCUCCUUCAGACGGAGUCUGACUGGCUCAUAGCCAGGGAUCCCGGAGGAGAACUGGCAGACACUAGAGGGCGUGAAUAGAUCAUUCUUGGGCACGGCACGGAGCAACGGGAAUGAUAAAGUUCUCCCCCUCUUAACUGGAGGAAAAUAGUUUGCCUCGUCUUUAUCUGAACUCACUCCAGCUUCUGAACUUAAGCCCUCUGCAAUUCGCUUCUGGGUCUUGUUCCUCGUUGAAGGGACUCUGGCAGGCUCAUCCUCAAUCGCCAAUUCCACCCUUUUCCUACGACAGUCGCCCGGGCACCUGUCACCAACGCGACGUAGGCGUGACGCAACAGUGAAUCUGUUGCCACCCGCGACGUGAGCUCUGUUCGAAAAGUGGUCGAUGGAUACCGUGGCGUGAGAAUGGAUCAGCAUUGCGUCUGUCUAAGCCGCGACGUGAGCGUGGCGAGGCGCCGGACCUGUUUCCACUGCAACGUGAGCUCGGCUUGGUAGCGGAUCAGUGGCCAUCACAGCGUGCACUUGCAGUGAAUCUGUUGCCACAGUGAAGAGGAAUGGUGUGGCGGUGGAUCCGUUGCCACUGCAGCGUGAACGUGAGUCAGCAGAGAGUCUGCUGAAACCGCAACAUGGGUGUGUCUCGGGAGCAGAUCAGUUGCAACCGCAGCGUGAGCAUGAGUCAGCAGUGAGUCUGUUGAAACCGCGACGUGGGCGUGUCUCGGGAGCGGCUCAGUUGCAACCGCGACGUCGGCGUAGGCCGGCUGGUUAUUUAAUCCUCGUCAAACCUGGGCCGUGAGGACCGCCAGUUCGGUGCUCUACCGCUCUAUUUCCGCCCGCAUUUCGCGAUAGAAGACCUCGGGUCGCUGCACCUCGGGAUUUGCGGACCCCUCCUCCCUCUGAGCUGGAAGUUUCACCACCAGCUCCGAAUCUGCUGGUUUGGCUGUUGCCAGUGGGGAGUGGAUGGAUGAGAACUGUGUCUUUGUCGCAGCGCAGCGGGAAGCACAAGGAAGCACACGGCCUGGGCGUCUCCUCUGGCCGUCACGCGGUAGAUGGCCAAGCGGGUUCCCAAAAAAGGGUUGAAGGACGAGGACUUGGACCUACUGGGCGAAGACACUCAGGAGCUGGAAACACGGGGAGGUGAAGCAAACUGACUGGGACUAAAGAUCGGGAGAGGAAAUUCAUAGUCAAAAUCUGAAUCGUAGUCAGGCAGCCGGUCAUAUAAACCAAGGUCUUCCUCAUAGUCCGAAAAAUCAGAGUCCAAAAGAAUAUGAGGCACUGAGUGGGUCGUGGUCGGGACAUAUUCACACAGAAGAAGGGGACAACAGCAUAGAGCCUACCCGAACAGGACAGGCUGGGUCCUCCGGCAGUCGGUUUACCUCGCGUCGGUCCCGGCGACACCGGGUCUUUCCUGCUGGGUCUUGGUUUGGCCAGAUCGUUCUGUCACGACCCAUCGAUAAGGAGGAGGACGCAAAUGCAGGACUCUGGAGAUGCAUAGGCAGUUGGGGAAAAGUGUUUAUUCAGUCCAAAGUCGGGGAUCAGGCAAACAGUCAAGUGCAGCAGCGGUAGUCAGGACAUCGGGUGUAGAGAGCAGGUCCGCGGGCAGGCAGGGGUCGGUACACGGGAGAUCGAUCAGAGAAGGCAGAAGUAUCAAAGACGUCAGGUUUACGGGGUCGGUUGGAGGACAGGCAGAGGUUGGUACACCAGGGUUGACGAUCGAGAGUACGGUAGUGCAGGAACAUGAGUUGCAUGAGUUGCGGCGAUCUGGCCAAGACCAGUCGUCCCCUGGGUCCUAUAAAUACCGGCGUGAGUCAGCGUCAGUGUGCUGGGACCCGCCCACCCAGGACUGGACCGGCAGGACCAUGACAUUUCUUCAGUUUGUAAUACUUUGAAUGCAUGGGUUAUAGGAACGAUGAAUCCAGUUGGAAAGUCUGCAAAAAAUCGAAUGACGUGGUUGUGUCAUGGCGACCUUCGUCAGAAUUCCCAGGGAAUGUUUAUAAAGGGGAAGGAGUUGUAAAUGGCAGCCUGAAGAAAGUAUGGGAAUGUCUGAAACCGAUACCAAAAGGGCUCAGGGUCAAGUGGGACAACAAUGUGAAAAAGUUUGAACUUUUGGAGCAAAUCACAGAGGACAUCUCCAUCUGCCGAACAGUCACGCCCUCAGCAGCUAUGGGUAUCAUAGCUCCUCGAGACUUUGUAGAUGUUAUUUUGGUUAGGCAAUAUGAAGAUGGCACAAUUUCAUCCAACGCCACUCAUGUGAGUCAUCAGGGCUGCCCCAUUCAAUCUGGUUACGUGAGGGGAUUCAACCAUCCAUGUGGCUGCAUCUGUGUCCCCAUAGCAGCAGAGCCCAACAAAACCCAGGUAUUCACUUUCUUCCAGACAGACCUUGGUGGGUUGCUUCCUCGGUCUGUGGUCGACUCCUUUUUCCCUUCCAGCAUGACCGAAUUCUACAGCAAUCUGACCAAGGCUGUUAAAUCUCUCAAAGAGCUUUGAAUUUCCAUCCAUGCAUUUUUUUGACUGUUCAUUAUCAUGAGGGUGGCAGGUGAGCUGGAGCCUUUCACACCGGAUCUUUAAGGGAGGGCUGUUGUAUUGUCAAACACUCAUUCACAUUCACUAUUGGCAAUUUAGUUUUUAGUGAAGCUACUCUUUCUGAAUAUGGGAGGAAGCCAAAAACAACUGUAGGAGACCCACAAAGCAAAACUACGAGGCAGACACAUUAAGCACUAGGCCUGCCAUACUUCCCACCUUUUGUGUUUGAUAUGCAGUUUGAAGGGCAAGCUCAUCAAAACCUGAGAUUAGUUUAAAAUGUUUAACUUCUCAAUCUGUAGGCUGCUGUUUUUUUUUCCAGUCUUAAAAAAAUGGACUUACAAUCCCCCUUAAAAAAAGUAUGGGUUUGGAAUCCUUGUUGUUUCUCUUGCUCGAUCAAGAGUCAUGUCUGGUUGAUGAGGGUUAAAGUCGCCAUCAUUUUUCCACCCAUCAAUAUAAAAUAUUUAUGGAACAUACAUUUUAAUAUAUAGUGAGUGUUUCUUAAUUCACGUUUUGGGACUAUCCCAUCUUUGGUCUGGCUGAGGCUGUCACUGACCUGUGAUAGGAAAACCUAUGUAGGCAGUAGUUUCUGUUAAACACCAAAAUGUGUAUUGAAAAAAGGCUAUUUUGAUACAGUCAGAAUUUAAGUUCUUUCGUCAUCUUCAUGUUAACCUGGUUAUCUUUUCCAAGUGUGGAAAAUAAAAGCUUGGUCAGAUCACCUACCCUAGGUUUUGGGCCAAAUCCCCAAAGUAUCACUUUUCCAGAAAGUUUGUUGAGACAUUAGCUUUGCAUUGUAGUAUGUGAGGAUGGUAAAUUCUUUAAUCUCAAGUCGUCAAUCCUUUCCAAAGAAUAAAAAGCUGUAUUUUUUAGAUGACAGUGCACAUCGGUAAUAGAGCUCGUGCACGUGACGUCACAGUUUGCACGGCGCCAUAUUGCCGGUCAAACCUAGCUGCUCUGCACUUCGGGAGCUGUUGAAACAGAGCAGAGUUUUCAAAUUGACAGAGACCUAUUGUGCUGUUGGUUGUCACAACAGACGAGACAGAUGUUCAAAGAGAUCAUUCUAUGGAAUACCAGCUGAAAAGACCAGAAAAUAUUGACGUAUUUUGGCAAUUAAACAUGAUGGAUGGUGCCCAACCAAAAUAUACACACGCCUGUGUAGCGAUCGCUUCAUUUCGGGUAGGAAAUAUUCUUCUCAAUCUCAAAUUACCAAGAAGUAUUUAUAAUGGUAAAUUGACUCAUUUGAGAACAAUCCGUAUUUAAAAAAAGAAAAUAAAUUGUCUGUCACAGCAGAAGGUUAACGUGUGGCCGCAAUUGCUUCCUUGUACGUUCCGUGGAGACGACUCUGUCCUCUUUUUUUU
This is a messenger RNA of Syngnathoides biaculeatus (alligator pipefish), 4733 nucleotides long. RefSeq names its product StAR related lipid transfer domain containing 5 (gene stard5). Gene Ontology annotation, molecular function: lipid binding. Bases 2749 to 3342 code for a protein of 197 amino acids. The record is from RefSeq and is a predicted model, not a curated record. The transcript is spliced from 7 exons. NCBI's taxonomy places the organism in Eukaryota, Metazoa, Chordata, Actinopteri, Syngnathiformes, Syngnathidae.